Messenger RNA from Microcebus murinus (gray mouse lemur), 3231 nucleotides. RefSeq names its product aldehyde dehydrogenase 5 family member A1 (gene ALDH5A1). NCBI's taxonomy places the organism in Eukaryota, Metazoa, Chordata, Mammalia, Primates, Cheirogaleidae. Gene Ontology annotation, biological process: GABA catabolic process. The record is from RefSeq and is a predicted model, not a curated record. Gene Ontology annotation, cellular component: mitochondrion. Gene Ontology annotation, molecular function: succinate-semialdehyde dehydrogenase (NAD+) activity.
AACCUUCAGCCUGCCCGUCCGCCGCCCCGCGCGUCCCCGCUUCCUCCUCGCUCCUCCCGCUCCCCGCGCCCCCGCGCCCCCGCGCGCGCGCACCCGCUUGCCUGCUUCCAGCCGCUGCCGGGGCCAUGGCGAUCUGCUUCAGGCUGCGGAGCUGCGGGGCCCCGCGCCUCCGGCCGCCUCCUCCUGGCCGCCUCCUCUGCCCCCGCGCCGGCGCCUCGGGGCCCGCGCCCAGCCCGGCUCAGCCCCGCUGCUACGCCGGGGGCCCGGCGGGCCUCUCCGCGGCGCUGCUGCGCACAGACAGCUUCGUGGGAGGCCGCUGGCUCCCGGCCGCCGCCACCUUCCCGGUGCACGACCCGGCCAGCGGCGCCGCGCUGGGCAUGGUGGCCGACUGCGGGGUGCCCGAGGCCCGCGCUGCCGUGCGCGCCGCGUACGAGGCUUUCUGCACCUGGAGGGCGGUCCCGGCCAAGGAAAGAAGUUCAUUACUGCGGAAAUGGUAUGAGUUAAUGAUACAAAAUAAGGAUGACCUUGCCAAGAUAAUCACAGCUGAAAAUGGAAAGCCUCUGAAGGAAGCACAGUCAGAAAUUGUCUAUUCCGCCCUUUUCCUAGAGUGGUUUUCAGAGGAAGCGCGCCGCAUUUAUGGAGACAUUAUCUAUACCUCGGCAAAGGACAAGCGGGCCCUGGUCCUCAAGCAGCCUAUAGGUGUGGCUGCAAUCAUCACCCCGUGGAACUUCCCCAGCGCCAUGAUCACCCGGAAGGUGGGGGCCGCCCUGGCAGCUGGCUGCACUGUGGUCGUGAAACCCGCGGAAGACACGCCCUUAUCUGCGCUGGCCCUGGCCGAGCUUGCAAACCAGGCCGGAAUUCCUCCAGGUGUAUACAAUGUUAUUCCCUGCUCUCGAAAGAAGACCAAGGAAGUAGGAGAAGCACUUUGUACUGAUCCUCUGGUGCCCAAAAUUUCCUUUACUGGCUCAACAGCUACAGGAAAGAUCCUGUUGCACUAUGCAGCAAACUCUGUGAAAAAGGUCUCCCUGGAGCUGGGCGGUCACGCUCCAUUCAUAGUGUUUGACAGUGCCAACGUGGACCAGGCUGUAGCAGGGGCCCUGGCGUCUAAAUUUAGGAACUCUGGGCAGACAUGUGUUUGCACAAACCGAUUCUUGGUGCAAAGGGGUAUCCAUGAUUCCUUUGUAAAAGAAUUUGCUGCAGCAAUGAAGAAGAGUCUACGUGUAGGUAAUGGAUUUGAGGAGGGAACUACUCAAGGCCCAUUAAUUAAUGAAAAGGCAGUAGAAAAGGUGGAGAAACACGUGAGUGACGCAGUUUCCAAAGGGGCCACCGUUGUGACAGGCGGAAAGCGACACCAACUUGGAAAAAAUUUCUUUGAGCCCACCCUGCUCAGCAAUGUCACCCAGGACAUGCUUUGCUCCCAUGAAGAGACUUUUGGGCCUCUGGCACCAGUGAUCAAGUUCGAUACAGAGGAGGAGGCUGUGGCGAUCGCUAAUGCAACUGACGUGGGCUUAGCAGGUUAUUUUUACUCUCAAGACCCAGCCCAGAUCUGGAGAGUGGCUGAGCAGCUGGAAGUUGGCAUGGUUGGCGUAAAUGAAGGAUUGAUUUCCUCGGUGGAGUGCCCUUUCGGUGGGGUGAAGCAGUCUGGCCUUGGGCGAGAGGGGUCCAAGUAUGGCAUCGAUGAGUAUCUGGAACUCAAGUAUGUGUGUUUCGGAGGCUUAUAGGAUUCUCCAGUUCUUUAAAGAAAUGAAACAGGAGGCUUACCGACAUAUACGAGGACGUGCCAUUCGUCAUUUUAAAUAAACUAAUAGGUUAUUGGAAUUACGAAUUUUUCAAAACUCAUCCAGUCCUUGUAAUCUUAAGCAGAUGCAAAUCCUAUCCCUCCCCUAACUAGGGACACCUAAGUAGGGACCAAAAUAUACUACAUACCUGUGGCUGCAGGUUCCAGGAGAGCCAGCCCUGGGUUUAUAGAAUGAAGCCCUUGGAGCACACAACCCUGGCUGCCUCAGAGCAAAGUCCACUGAGGCCGGCCGGCCCCUUUGUACUGUCACAAAGUCUCAGUCACUGCCUGGGCAGUGGCACAACCAUCUCCCACGUGGUUUGGAAUGUGGGCACAGAGCACUUCAAAGGCGACCCCUGACUGUGACUGACAGGCAGGUCGGGGGUCACAGCACCCCCUUCCCUGGCAUCUGCCAGCUCAGGACUGAAGACACUGUGUAUUCAGAGGUUGAAUGAAUGACUUUUGCCCAAAGACUUCUGAAAUAGCACAGAAUUGCCUGUGCUUCUGUGAGGAAUGGAGGUGCACCUUUUCCUGGUUUGGGACCUUUUUUUUUUUUAAGUGAGGUCCUCACUGUCCUAAAUUUACCACUUGAAGAUUUUCAUUUCUAUGCUAUUCACCACUUCAUUUUGUUUCCUUUAGGAGAUGAGCUGAGGCGUAAAGCAAAGCAUAGCAGAGGGAGCUCGGUAGGAUGGAAGGCUCGCCUCGCUCGGCCUGGCUCUUCAGUGGGUGACCUUGUGCCAUGCCAUGUGUGGACAUGCAUUUAGCAUCUCCCGUCCCACGUGCAGAGGGGAGGUUCUAUGCAGGCCUUACUUAGCUUGGUGGGAUACCAUGAGCCUGAGAGAAAGUGAAACUACUUUGCAAAGAAAUGACAGUUUGGAGUAAGCACAGGAGCCGUUGUUAAGAGUGGCCCCACUCAGCCUUACCUGGUGCACUGGCAGCCAUUUUGCCAAAAUGAGGGGAGGCCCUGCCCGUCUGCCCACCAUCCUGAGCCUGAGGGAGUGGCCGCCAUGUGCAGCCUGAGCUCUCUGUCCUGCUGUAGUGCCGCUCCCUCCCCUCUAAUAGAGCAGAAGCACUUUCACAGAGUCCUCUCAAAAGGGAAAAAGAUUUCCAUAAUUGCCAAUUCAUUUUAUAGAAGAGACUUGAGACCUUGAAUUUAUCUAAUAAAUUUUUACAGAUUGUCAUUCAAAUAACACAAAAAACAAAAACUCCUCUGACUGGUAUUACCUCUCACUUUGAAAGAAAAACUCCAAUUAAGAAAAUUCUAGGCUCUUCCAGACAUGCCUCCCAUCCACAUAGCAAUAAAGGCUGUCCCAGGCCAAAUAGGGGGAAAUGAAGCACCUUCCUUUCCCUGCCUCUCUGUGUGUAGACUCUGCUCACAUUCUGUGGGUACUCCUGGCAGUGGAAGGAAAAUGUGAAUGGUGCAAUUAGUGCCGGGUGCAAUUACUCCGGAACCA